UGAGGAAGAACGUCCGGUGGCGGUAUAUGUGUUUCUCCUGGUAGAAUGCUGCAUUUGACUUUGCAGACAUGUAUGGUAGCAUGUUGAGCCUCUGCUUAAACUGCAGCCCUUAAAUUAUGUUACCGGACGUAUAAUUGUCACCGCUGUCACUGUUAACGGUUUCUCAAAUCUGAUAGGUUGUCAUUGUAAUUCCGCCCAUUAUUAAAUUUACAUGUUUCCGUCUAAAAAUGGCGGCCCACUUCGGCAAGUUAAUUCGUGUAGGUACAUGCGGCGUUUUGAGAUCGAGUUUUUCGCGUCCAGUCUUUCGUGCUUCUGCUCUUGUUCUUUCACGCCGUCGUGCCCAUGGACUGCGGAGUAGCCUUUACGAGCAUGUUAGGGAUGGGUAUAGCGAUAAGCCGCAGCUGGAUAUGCAAUAUGUCUGUGAAGAGACUGACAAAGUCAUCGCUAAUGUGGAGAAAAGAAAAGGUGAACUUCGAGGGGAGGACGUUCCGGAGAUAGUGUCAGUCUGGCAGCAGCUGCAGCAGGUGAAAGCGGAGAUUGCCAAGCUGGAGCAGAAGAAGAUAGAAAUCAGCACCAGAGUCCGAGCUUUAGUGGAUCAGUAUGACAAGAAAAUGCUGCCUGCUCUGCCAGAAUACCAGCAAGCGAGGGCAGAAGGACGAGAGAUCCGCAACAGCUUAAACAAACUAUACCCCCAGGAAACUGAGCUGGAGAUGGAGCAUUUUGUUCGAGCCCUGCUUCUACCCAACACUACGCACCCUAGUGUGCCAGAGGGGGAUGAGACUCACGCCAAAGUAGUGGAGCUGGUUGGCCAGAAACCUGAGUUUGACUUCAAAGUGAAAGGGCACCUGGAAAUUGGAGAACAGCUUGACCUUAUCAGGCAAAGACGUCUGGCUCACAUAUCGGGUCACAGGUCGUACUAUCUGCGGGGAGCCGGGGCCCAACUCCAAACAGCUCUGCAGAACUUUGUUUUGGACUUCCUUCAACAAAGGGGUUUUGUCCCCAUGGUUGUGCCUGACAUGCUGAAAGCAGCUGUGUUUGAAGGCUGUGGGAUGCAGCCCCAUGCUCAUCAAUCUCAGGCCUACUCCCUGGACCCAUCCCGCUACCCUGACCUCCGACUGGCUGGCACUGGUGAGGUGGGCAUAGCAGGUUAUUUCAUGGAUCAUGCUGUGAACAGCAAGGACCUGCCAGUCAGGACGGUAUGCUGCAGCACGUGUUACCGGGCAGAGACGGACACCGGCAGAGAGCCCUGGGGGCUCUACAGAGUCCAUCAGUUCAACAAGGUGGAGAUGUUCGGGGUGACGGCGAACGAGACCGGCGAGGAAAGUUCACAGCUGCUGGAGGAGUUCGUCGCUCUGCAGAAGCAGAUAUUCUCUGCGCUGGAGCUUCAUUACAGAGUGCUGGACAUGCCCACCCAGGAACUAGGGCCCCCGGCUCAUCGGAAAUUCGACAUCGAGGCCUGGAUGCCGGGGCGAGGCAGCUACGGCGAGAUCUCCAGCGCUUCCAACUGCACGGACUACCAGAGUCGACGGCUGAACAUCCUGUACGAGGGGGAGGGGGGGGGCCUGCGUUACGGCCACACGGUGAACGCCACCGCUGUGGCCAUCCCUCGCACCGUCAUCGCUAUUCUGGAGACCCACCAGAACAAGGAUGGUACUGUACGAAUACCUCAUGCCCUGCAACCCUACAUGAAAUCAGAAGUCAUCCAGAAGCCCAAUUUUGCUCCACUGAAGUAUGUCGGACCAAAUCAACCAAGUCGGAUUCGCCAUCUUGGCCCCGAGUUGAGAUGAUGGCGAUGAGCGACCCAAGCAGUACCUCUGGUUACCCGGCUCACUGAAAACCUUUUCCGCUGCAGGGAUGCCUAAAGUGUGUGACCAGUCUAAUCAUGUAAAUAUAUUUAAACUCGCGCCUUUAAAA
Messenger RNA from Brienomyrus brachyistius, 1914 nucleotides. It is a transcript of the gene sars2, whose product is annotated as seryl-tRNA synthetase 2, mitochondrial. Gene Ontology annotation, biological process: mitochondrial seryl-tRNA aminoacylation. The record is from RefSeq and is a predicted model, not a curated record. Gene Ontology annotation, molecular function: tRNA binding; serine-tRNA ligase activity; ATP binding. Gene Ontology annotation, cellular component: mitochondrion. NCBI's taxonomy places the organism in Eukaryota, Metazoa, Chordata, Actinopteri, Osteoglossiformes, Mormyridae. The transcript has 16 exons. The coding region runs from base 228 to 1787 and encodes 519 amino acids.